Messenger RNA from Dipodomys ordii (Ord's kangaroo rat), 2046 nucleotides. RefSeq names its product HEPACAM family member 2 (gene Hepacam2). The transcript has 11 exons. Lineage: Eukaryota; Metazoa; Chordata; Mammalia; Rodentia; Heteromyidae. The record is from RefSeq and is a predicted model, not a curated record. The coding region runs from base 1 to 1389 and encodes 462 amino acids.
AUGGGACAGGAUGCUUUCAUGGAGCCCCUUAGCUGCACAGUUUGGGUCAUUCAGUGCAAAAUAUACCUCCUUCUCAUAGGUACUUGUUCGGGGUUGAAAGUGACAGUGCCUUCACAUACCGUCCAUGGUAUCAGAGGUCAGGCCCUCUACCUCCCUGUGCACUAUGACUUCCACACUCCAGCAUCAGACAUCCAGAUCAUAUGGCUGUUUGAGAGACCUCACACCAUGCCCAAAUACCUACUGGGCUCUGUGAAUAAGUCAGUGGUUCCCGACUUGGAAUUCCAACACAAGUUCACCAUGACACCACCCAAUGCAUCCCUGCUCAUCAACCCACUGCAGUUCACUGAUGAGGGCAGUUACAUCGUCAAGGUCAACAUCCACAGAAAUGGAACUCUAUCCUCAAGUCAGAAGAUACAAGUUACUGUUGAUGAUCCUGUCACAAAGCCGAUGGUGCAGACACAUCCUUCCUCUGGGGUUGUGGAGUACGUGGGGAAUAUGACCCUGACAUGCCAGGUGGACGGGGGCACCAGGCUGCUUUACCAGUGGCUAAAAAAUGGGAGGCCUGUUCAUUCCACUUCCACCUACUCAUUUUCUCCCCAAAACAACACCCUUCAUAUUGCUCCCGUGACCAAGGAAGAUGUCGGGAAUUACAGUUGCCUGGUGAAGAACGCUGUUAGUGAACGAGAAAGUGACAUUCUUGUGCCUACCAUAUAUUAUGGACCUUAUGGACUUCAAGUUAACUCUGAUAAAGGCCUAAAAGUAGGAGAAGUGUUCACCGUUGACCUUGGAGAGGCCAUCCUAUUUGAUUGUUCUGCUGAUUCUUAUCCUCCCAACACUUAUUCCUGGAUCCAGAGGACUGACAAUACAACAUAUAUCAUUAAGCAUGGGCCUCUCUUGGAAGUUGCAUCUGAGAAAGUAGCUCAGAAGACAACUGACUAUGUAUGCUGUGCUUACAAUAACAUAACUGGAAGGAGGGAUGAAACUCAUUUCACAGUCAUCAUCACUUCUGUGGGACUGGAGAAGCUUGAGCAGAAAGGGAAAUCUCUGUCCCCUUUAGCAAGUAUCACUGGAAUAUCUCUAUUUUUGAUUAUAUCCAUGAGUAUUCUCUUUCUGUGGAAAAAAUAUCAACCCUACAAAGCUAUAAAACAGAAGCUAGAAGGCAGGCCAGAAACAGAAUACAGGAAAACUCACACAUUUUCAGGCCAUGAAGAUGCUCUGGAUGACUUUGGAAUAUACGAAUUUGUUGCUUUUCCAGAUGCUUCUGGUGUUCCUAGGAUGCCAAGUAGGUCCAUUCCAACCUCCAAUGCUACAUCAAGGCAAGAUUUGCAUGGUACGAUUUAUGAAGUGAUUCAGCACAUCCCUGUCCAACAGCCAGACGAUCCAGAGUGAAUUUUCUUGACAAAGAGUACAUUGAAGUGAAACAAUAAAGUAAUAUUUUGAGGAGAAAUACCUGUGAUCAGUGAAGAAACCAAGCCCAAUACCCCUUACUCAUUACUUCUUUUAAAUGCAGAAGAGCAGCAUUUAUAAACCAUGUAUACCACACACACACACACACACACACACACACACACACACACACACACAGAGGAUGUGGUUAUGCUACAAAGGGAAGUAGUCUUCAGUGCACAUUAUUUGUCAUGAUGCCUGGGAAGAAGGAAUUAAGGCUCUUUCUAUAUUGUAUUUCUCUAAAAAGCCCAUUCUAAUAGGCAUAUGCAUUCUAAUGCAUUCUAAUGCAUAUUUUCCCUUCCAUCAGUAUUGAUGCUAUUCUAGCUCACUUGUAAACAUGGAAACCACAUAUGUAAAGCUUUUUUCAGUAGUUUUUUUAAAACAAUUAAGUUCUCAUUACUGUUAAGAUAGCUGUAGUUUUCUUUUAAUUCCCAAAUUCAUUUCUUGUUAUUUGUGCCACAAAAUAACAAGGAUGGUUUUCCCAGCAAGAACACUGUGCCUUCUCUCUCAUCGUCAAUCAACUUGAUUGUCAAGGGUGUUUUUGAAAAGACUUGCAAAAUGUUUAAGAAAAUAUCUUACUAAAAUUGUUUUUAUUUUUGU